Messenger RNA from Micropterus salmoides (largemouth bass), 4659 nucleotides. RefSeq names its product solute carrier family 7 member 3a (gene slc7a3a). Gene Ontology annotation, cellular component: plasma membrane. The coding region runs from base 1 to 1944 and encodes 647 amino acids. Gene Ontology annotation, molecular function: amino acid transmembrane transporter activity. Gene Ontology annotation, biological process: amino acid transport; transmembrane transport. NCBI's taxonomy places the organism in Eukaryota, Metazoa, Chordata, Actinopteri, Centrarchiformes, Centrarchidae. The transcript has 11 exons. The record is from RefSeq and is a predicted model, not a curated record.
AUGGCCAGCAAGCUGUCCAACUUUGGACAAACACUGCUGCGUCGCAGGGCAUUAAACUGCUCUGGAGAAGAGUCCCAAUUCGCCCGCUGCCUGUCUACCCUGGACCUCAUCGCCUUGGGGGUGGGCGCCACACUCGGCGCCGGUGUCUAUGUCCUCGCUGGCGAGGUCGCCCGGGAGAAGGCUGGACCCGCUAUUGUCCUCUGCUUCCUCAUCGCUGCUCUGUCCUCCAUGUUGGCUGGCCUGUGCUAUGCUGAAUUUGGCGCCCGUGUCCCCAAAACAGGCUCUGCUUACCUUUACAGCUAUGUGACAGUUGGAGAAAUCUGGGCCUUCAUCACAGGGUGGAACCUCAUCCUUUCCUAUGUGAUAGGUACGGCCAGCGUGGCCAGGGCGUGGAGCUCCACCUUUGACAACCUGGUUGAGCAAAAGAUCUCUAGCUUCUUUAAAGCGUCUAUGACAAUUAAUGUGCCAGGCGAGGUCCUGGCAAAAUACCCCGACCUGUUCGCCCUUGUCCUCAUCCUGCUGCUCACUGGACUUUUGGCCUUUGGCGCGAGUGAGUCAGCGCUGGUGAACAAGAUCUUCACAGGCAUCAAUCUGGUGGUUCUGGGUUUCGUUAUCAUCUCUGGCUUUGUCAAGGGGGACACACACAACUGGAACCUGGUGGAGGAAGACUACGUCAGCUUCAUAAAUAAGAGCAACAGCAGUGGGACUUUAAAAGUUGAGGAGGAAUUUGGCGAGGGCGGUUUUGCACCGUUUGGUAUGGCUGGAAUCCUGUCUGGUGCUGCCACCUGCUUCUACGCCUUUGUGGGCUUUGACUGCAUCGCCACAACAAGCGAAGAAGCAAAGAACCCCAUGCGCUCUAUACCUAUCGGCAUCGUGGCUUCGCUGUUGAUCUGUUUUUUCGCCUACUUUGGUGUGUCCGCUGCUCUUACCCUUAUGAUGCCGUACUACCAGCUGAAUACCCAGAGUCCUCUGCCUGAGGCCUUCACUUACGUCGGCUGGGCUCCUGCCAAAUACAUUGUGGCUGUGGGCUCUCUCUGCGCUCUGUCCACCAGUCUCCUAGGCUCUAUGUUCCCCAUGCCCCGUGUUAUCUACGCCAUGGCGGAGGAUGGGCUGCUGUUCCGUUCUCUGUCCAAGAUAAACACUCGAACAAAGACUCCCCUCAUGGCUACCAUCGCUUCAGGCAUCGUUGCAGCUCUCAUGGCCUUCCUGUUCGACCUGGCAGCUCUGGUUGACCUCAUGUCCAUUGGAACUCUGUUGGCGUAUUCUCUGGUGGCCAUCUGUGUCCUUAUCCUAAGAUACCAGCCAGGCACCCUGAGUUCGUCCAGCCAGAUGGAGAAGCUGGUAGAGCUGGUGGAAGGAGAGAAGGUGGCUGUAAGUGGAGGUGACAGCGGCGACGAGUAUGGCAUGGAGAUGCCGCUCAAAGAGACCUUCACCUUCAAGCUGCUCUUCUGCCCAAGUGGAAAGACCCCAACACAGCUCUCUGGGGCCAUUGUCUAUGCUACCACUGCUAUUAUUUCUAUUCUUAUCACCGUACUAUGUCUUAUCCUGGCAAACUAUCUCUCAGAGCUGCUGGCAGGGCAUGCAGGAGUUGUGGUGUCCUGUGUCAUUUUGAGUCUGCUCUGUGCCGUCUGUGUCGUCAUCAUCUGCAGGCAGCCUGAGAGCAAAGAGGCUCUCAACUUCAAGGUCCCUCUGCUUCCCUGGUUGCCCCUGUUCAGUGUUUUCGUUAACAUCUACCUCAUGAUGCAGCUGGACCUGGGUACAUGGUGCCGCUUCACUGUCUGGAUGUUUAUCGGUUUCGCCAUUUACUUCUUCUACGGUAUUAAGAAUAGCAGUGAAGCUGUUAACCAGUCAUCCCCGCGCAAAUACGAACCUACGCUGCAGGCCAAGAGCCCGAUUUACAAAGGCGCUCCUGACGAGAGUGACGUAGAAGCAGGCAGCCCCUGAUACAGACUGACGUAGACCUGGGAAGUGUUGCAGAGCAUCUACACUCAUUUUGGCAGUCUGGUUAAAUUGCGAAAUGCUGCAGUGUAGGAAGCCUGGAACGCAGAUCUGGGUUUUAAAAGAAGAAGAGGCAAGAAAAUGCCACACACAUCUUACCUCUGACCUAAUGGCUGAAAAAACCUGAUGGCGGGACACUGCAACAGAGCCAUUUUCUGGACCAUGUGUCUGUUCUAAUCUGUCUGUUUUUACUUACCCUUAGUCCUCUGGAGAUCUGCCUAUAACAGAUGGACCUAACUAACAAAGAGUACUGCGGUACUGCUCAUGAUCUGUUUUCUGUAAUUUGAAGCUGUUAACCAGAAAAAAAUGUUACACUUUAACAGUUUGUGUGUGUGUGUGUGUGUGUGUGGUCACUUGUUCCACUAGGAGUGAAUAAGAACUACUGUGUACAUCACUAAAAAUAUGACUUGAGUCAGUGAGUUUACGAUCGUCAAGACACUUGGAUCAGUGAGCUACACUUCAAAACUGUAUAAGAAACACAAAUAGCUUGUGUAGUAUGUCUAGCAUGUGUAGUUUAUUGGUCCUUGUUUAUUACACCAGACUGUGUAAACAGGGUAGCCCUGACGCUAUGUGGUUGACAGCAUCAUUCAGGGCCUCAAUGCAGUUAGGUCAGUAGAACAUGGUUGACAUUGAUGUUAUCUACACUUGGUGUCUGAGGCUGAAGGUCAUGUUUUACAGAUUGGGAGAGUUUUCUGGGGGUUUUAUUUGUUUGUUUUUAACCCACGACUGCCUUUGUGCCUCCCUGCUCCCAGAGAACAGCCAUACAGUAUGUGCACACUGCCCCAUUUAAAAUGGUAAGAAAUUCGUUUCCAAGGUGUCCAUAUUGUUUUGGUCUUGCAUGUAGACCCUAUGAAAUUGUAUUUGCUGUCAUUUUGUGGCCCUUGUUUCGACCUAAACCAGAUGACUCAAAUGUUUUGGAAACCGCUAAAAGGGCAUCAAACUACUUUUAUGAGCUAUAAAAGGCAUUGAAAUCCAGGAAUUGGUGAUUUAAUACCUGCUAUACUUUCUAGUAUUUGUUGUAGGUACUGUACUAUACAAAUACAGAACAUUUACAUUCUGCAGGUAGUGUAAACCUCAUCCAUCUGUUAUUCCAGAACAUACUUCCCUUCACUUAUUUGACCAUAUUUAGUUGGAAGUAAGAGUUCCUUCCAAACCAACAAAAGCAUGUUAUCUAGUUAAUUUCCAGAUUGAAUUUGCAUACUUGCACCUCUCUACUUCAGAUGAUUUUGCACAUCUUUAAACCUCACAGAAUGUGUUGCAGAUCUGAGGAGGUUGAUAGAUUUGCACUUAACAAACUUAUGAAUCACAUUGUGUUCGUCUUUUGGGUGCCAAGGAAUUUAAACAUUUUAAUACACAAUGAAUUGUUUCUAAUUGACAUCUGUCAGAUCCACUCUGGUGUCUGGGAGCUGGGGGUCAGUUUCAGAACAAGGUCCUGUGUUUCAUCACUUCUUCCUUGUGUUUUUUUUUUGUGUUUUUUUCACAGAGGUUAUUUUUUUGUUUCAUUUGAAACUUAUUCUUGGCAGCUUUGUCUGUUGAGCUCCCAUCCUUAUAUAUAUUUUACGCUUUUAUUUACUUAUUACUUUAUCUGAUUUAGAACUGUUAAAGUUUAAAUAGCUUUGUUGUUUUGCCCUUUCAUAUCAAUUUUAAUCUGUUAAUAUUCUUUUUAUUUUAUUUUUAAACUUUACAUGUACAGUUUUUAGUGUGCUGAUCUUUAUACGUCUCCCUUAUGAUUCCACAUUGUUUUUUUUUCCUGCUUUGUUGCAAAUGUCUUGCAUCACCAAAUAAUUUAAUUGAUAUUCCUGACCAAAUGAAGGUGUUUUGGGAAACUUGAGCUUUCCAAAAAAGAAUGACCACUAAAAGUUGUUCUCUAAAUUGUGUAAUUUAAAAAAAGUUUAUCCCAAUUCUAUGGACUCAAAAUAACUUAUUGUUAAUAGUAUUUUCUUGUUUUUUAGUAAAGUGCUAUACUGUAGAAUGUACAGUAUUUGUUUAAAGCUAUAAAUUAUACAAACGUACUUUCUGUAAAUGUGACAAUUUGGUAAGAGGUGUUUUUUUUUGUAAAUUACACAUGAAGGCAUGUCAUUUGACAAUUGAUGCUGUAAUGUUGGCAUUCUGCAGAUGCUUAAAAGAUGUCUCUAAACAUCUUUACUGUUUUUGCUUAAAAAAGAAUGCACCUCCUUUAGACAUGUCAGAACUUGACAUGUCUUUGUGGAGGGUGGGGGUGGGGGGUACAAUAAGGGUAGAUUUGGAUUCAGCUAGUGUUUCUAGAUGAUGUAAAUCAAUAAAUUGGUGCCUGAAGAACCAUCCUCAUGCCUGAGGAAGGCAACGGGGCUGGGCUGGGCAGCUGUAUCUUGGCCUAUUGAAAUGCUUCAUGAGCUGUGGACUUUCACUAGAGAUUGGAACUGGUAUAUUUUCUGUGAAUAGUUAAUCUAUCAUUAAAAGGUAAUGUGACGUGUCAUCACACAGCUCUUCAUAGCCAGCCCUCAUGCCUUUUCAAAGAAAAUAAAAAAUCAGUGCUAUUUUUUUCCCCUCUCAGUGCUAUUGCAUUAACAGCAAUGAUCUAUUUUUGUCUUUCUGUUUUAUAUCCUGUACAUAUGGCUGUCAUGUAUAAAACAUGCUGUAUUUUCAAUGUUUUUUUUAAUAAAAAAAAUUAUACAUGCUUAA